AUGCCCGAGGUGGCUGGCGCGUCCGCGUUACUCCGAGCACGGCCCGCAAGCGCUGUUGAAGUCUCUGGCGAAGCGACGGUGGUUCCUCCUGCUGUGGAGAAGGUGCUUUCUAGGGUGGAGGAAGCGGUCGGGCAGGGGGAGAUCGUGUAUUGGAAGGACGCGGCGGAGUGGCUAUCAGCUGAACGCCCGAGGGCUGGCGACAAAGACAUCAGUAUGCCGUACACACGAACGAUCGUGCGUACGGUGUUCACCAGUAUCGCCGACUCUCCCGGCAGUACAUCGCGGGUGGUCGGUCCAGAAAAAGGAAACCAUGGGGGCACACGCGAGAGCCAUCUCUGUCUCUUCCCGUGCAACCUUCGCGACGAGAGCUCGGAGGGGCGAGGCCCGCUUCUUGACCGAGAGCUGGAGCAGGUUAAGGUGGACGUAGCGGCUGGACACGAGAGGAUGGCGGUGGUCAAGGCAGCAGGGGCGAUUGUCUGGACAGACAUCGAACAGCAGUCAAGCCUCAAGAACGUACCCCCCAGUAGAGCGAAACACAACUAUGCCCAGGAGCUGGCAACAACUGUGGAAUCACCUCCCGAGACGCUAGCCGCGCUGCCCCCGAACACAGUAGGUUUUUUCCAGAGGAUAUUAUACCAGCCCUUGUGCCGCGAGGUCAGCUCCCUCGCCCCCACAGGUUGGGGGCCACAGGUUGGGGGCCGGGCUGGGUGUGGGAGGCCGGGUGGCGCGAUGUGCAUCGGCGUCGAGACAACGGCGACGGAGGCGUCGAGUCGAGACGGGCAGACACGAGCGGCUUCGCAUUAUAUCAAAGCGGCUCAGUGGGCCAAGUCGAAAGGUACCCCUCGGAGGGUGGUCGACUUUCGCGCGGCCCAUGGCAUGUGGGCGACGGAUUCGCAAGUACGGCAUCGAGAGGAUUUCAAUGCGAAGGUCGUGGAGGACGGUGAUAUGCUUCCUAAGGAUGCCACCUGUUGUGCGUUUCCGUUCGACAACUGUGACAUGAAACCCGCGGUUGGAGCUAGCCAGGGGGAGCCUCAUCUGUCGACGAUCGCAGCUUCGGCCGUCCCGGUGGGGGGAUCGGUGGGUAAACUCGAAGACGCCUCGAGGUUGAAGCGGAAUAGCCUCCUGACCGUGGACGACGUGAUGAAGGGGCCAAAUGCACAGGGGGGCGAACGGCGGUUCGAGGCCUUCCAGUCCCGGCUCCGACGUGCCGUUUACGAGAGUGCGUCGUUAGGGAGUACAAAAACCUUCACCGACAACAAGGCGGCCAUCGACCGCAUCCUCCGUAUCUGGCGCGGUACGGACGCCGGCAAGGACGGCGCGCCGUGCAUAAUCGCCGGGGCCGAGGAGACGUAUCGCGUCCUGUACCACAUCCAGAAGCAGGAGCGCAUCGCAUAUCGUCAAUUUCGUCGCAAGUCAAGCGAGGGGAGCAACUACCGACGGGCACACCACCAAGGAGGGAGUACAAAAACCUUCACCGACAACAAGGCGGCCAUCGACCGCAUCCUCCGUAUCUGGCGCGGUACGGACGCCGGCAAGGACGGCGCGCCGUGCAUAAUCGCCGGGGCCGAGGAGACGUAUCGCGUCCUGUACCACAUCCAGAAGCAGGAGCGCAUCGCAUAUCGUCAAUUUCGUCGCAAGUCAAGCGAGGGGAGCAACUACCGACGGGCACACCACCACCUCGUCGUGAUGUGGGAGGCACUUAUGUCUUCAUAUCGGGAGAUGUGCCUUCCACCGGGGGAGGGCAUGCUGGCGGAGGAUGCCGACAGCAAAGUGGUUGCGUGGAUCAAGAAGCGAGCGGCAGAACACAAGACUUUCGCCCUGUGGAAGCAGUUCCUCUUGCACGACUUCCCUGCCUACAUGACCUUCCGGACUGCCCUGCGCACGGGCGAUUUCAUGCUGCGGCUUGAUGCGCUUCGCCGUAUCGCUCCCAUUUUUUACAUCACCGGUAAGGACCGAUAUCAAUUCCUGGUGGUGGAUCACCUUGCCGAGAUGUCAAGGAUGUCGGAGUCGGAUCUGAGAGUGAUGGCCGAGUUAUUUUCAGUCUCGCUCAGCAAGGAUGCGUGCGCCCGGCUUGGUUUGGGUGAGAGGCAGGAGGUUGCUAAUCGUCUGUACAAGACCUUGACGAAGAGGAUACUUCCAAGUUUCGUCCACAAGCUGGCCCCGACUGCUCAGCUUCGCGAGAUCGCUGAAUUCGAAUUUGGGCGGGAAUUCCUCGAAGGGCCACGUACGGAACGGGACAGAUGCCGGGAGCUGGCUUUACUGCGUGCGCCUGCGGUCAAGAAAGCAGUCCAAUGCUUGCAAGACAGCCCUUUAUUUCAGGGCGACUUAGGCAAGGCGAAGGUCGUGGCCUUGGACUGGAGGGUGUUUCCAGAGGCAACGUGGCAAGAGAUUCUAGGUGUCCCGGCAACGGCGUUAGAGAAGAUGCGGGACUUCGUGCUGUACUUCAUACUCUCGAUCCCGGCUUUGAGCACAGAGAACAAGUCGACGAGGAGCAAAGGGAGGUCGUCGAAGCUGAAGGAUACAGUUGGCAACGCAUACGCGGGGGGGCAAGAGAUGAAGGCGAUGGUGCUGAACGUGUUUGACGCUGUCGUAGGGAGGGGGUCGUUGACCGAGGAGCAAGUGGUGGACAUGGCGACGAAGAUUGGAGCAUCGACGCCGUUUUGCAUGGCAAAUGCUACCGGAGGGGCUAAGCAUGCCAACAAAUCCGCAGACCCGACGAAAUGGCUCCAAGAUCACAGCUCCGACGCCGUCGCCGACGAGCCGUUCUACACCGCGUGUGCCCACGGCGUGGACCUGCCCGUGUCAAUACAUCAAGGGGUGAGGCAACGGGACUUGGAGGGUGGGGCACAUGGGGUGAUCAACUACUUCGUAAGCGAGUUGGACUCGAGGUGGCGUAUGGAAGCGGAUCUGCUCCUGGUGUGCUACGACCGUGCGCAACUUGUCCCGGCCAUAAAAGGGCGCGAGCAGUCGGGAAGGACAGACAAGAUUGGGGGGUGCACUCUCUCUUUCGACCCGACAUCGACAGACCCAAUCCCCCCGUUGCAGUACCAAUCAUGUCUUCGUGACAACCAGAAGGCAGUUCGAGAUGGUAUCGCCGCGCACCUCGCCAUCGACAUACUAGACGACAAGAGGUGGACCGGAGACUGCACGCCCAAGGGAAUUGUGGCGUUUUACGGUGUCGGGGGCGAGGCUGGGUUGAAAACACCUCAUGCCGCUGACCCCGCGGUCAGCUCCGGGGGGGGCGUACCGGGAGGACCGUCCACAUCACCAGGAGUCGAAGGUCCAUGGGGGGCGACGGGAGCUGACUGGUUCUGAGGGUACGAGAGCCGUUUUGAGGUUCCUCUGUGCGAAUUAGCUUAUGGUGGAGAAGGAGGAGACCUCGGAGAAUAGGUUGUGGGGAGGGUGUGCUUGAGUGGGGGUUGGUGGUAAACGCACGAGCUGGAUAGAUAGGUGGCACCACCACCGUCAGCCCUCCUUGCUGCAAUCCUUGCCUUUAUCUCAUUCGUGAUAGUUUGGCUCUGGGGUCCUGUGGUGUAGAAACCUGUGUGUGUGUAUGUGAAGUGUGCUUGUCUUCUUGUGGUCACGAACCUGCCAUGUUGUUUGGAGGCAAGGACUGCUGUCUACCUCGACCAUCUUUCCCAGCGGGUGUGACGUUCUGGAGUCAGUUUUGUAUGUUUGUCUUGUUUUUUUUGUCACUUUUGGAGCCGUUGACUGUUGUAGUGAUUUGACUGUAUUUACCAUUGGGCCGACGUUAGAAGCAGUCUUGAUUGGUGAAAGUGUGGACCACUGGUCGACCCAAUUCAAAUCAAAGCGUUGGACAAAAUUUGGCCUUCCUUCUACGGUAACGUCGUACGUGUACUUCGGCGGCGGUGAAGUUGUCGUUCCACCGUAUUAUCCUGUUCACUCCUGUUCACACGUACGUUAAGCUCUCCGUGGACAGCCGGGGACGUCGCCCUACCACACACUUUCUACGCGACGAUGGUGUGCGCCCUGCAGGCGAUGUAUGCCCACAAACUUCCGGACAGAUUCACUUCGAUAUUUUCAAAAGGCAUAGAAGUAUCAUCGGCCAGGUUUCGCUUUCCCCCGGGGACACAAAGCACUUUUUCGAGCGUGUUUUUUGUCGCUUAUUCAAGCCCAUACUCCAGCCAGAACGGGGCCGACAAAAUAUAAGAUCGCGAACGAGAGGCGAGAGAGGUUCGGGCUCUCGUAUUGGCACCGCCAGUUUUUUUUUUUUGUUUCGUAAUAUGACACAACGUGUCCAUCUCUAUCAUAGAAAAGAGUCAUAGACAGAUUAACAAUGGAAUCAUAGCGUCAGAGAAAACUACCUGUAUGUCUACGAUUUCCCAGACAGCAUAUUAUAGGGACAUCUCCCCUGCGGGUAACAGGCUCAACAAAUCAGUUUGGUAGCUGUCUUGUGUGUCUCAUAUAUGUUAUGUUGGGAAGGUGCAGACGAGAGAUGUUGGGUACUGUUGGUUAGUCGGGCGUUUUGUGUGUGGCACCCUGUUAGUUGUAGGGCAUGCAGUCUCCAUCAGUUUACAUACGCAUUUUCAGUUUGGUAUGCAUAUGUGCGGAGUAUGUGCGGCUGAUUCCAUCUCUAUCAUAGAAAAGAGUCAGAGACAGAUUAACAAUGGAAUUAUAGCGUCAGAGAAAACUACCUGUAUGUCUACGAUUUCCUAGACAGCCUAUAGGGACAACUCCCCUGCGGGUGACAGGCUCAGAAAAUCAGAUUGGUAGUUGUCUAUGUGUCUCAUAUAUGUUAUGUUGUGUAAUUUCAUGUCGUUAAAUGUGCGAAGGGCACGGGAGAACAUCUUCUCAUCAUUGAUUACCUCCUGAUGACGUGGUCGCCGAUAGAGGCGUGUGGUUGAUGGGGUUUCAUCACCGACAUGUGGGUGUGUGUUAAAUGCAAUAUGUAUGUUCACCUCUCUCGUCCAUGUGUAGGCAGGAGGUAGACGUGGAAGGACGGCGACAGGUGAACGGCAGCAGUAGUAUGUUGUGCAUGGUGGCAUGUUGGGCUUGUACAGAGACGCAGUCCAUCUUCGACCACACACAGAGGGGUUUGUUCGUACCUGUAGGGAUUUUUCGAAGUCCUGGGUCAGCCAAGAGCAGCAGCAAGGAGCAGACGCAGUGCAGUAUACUCUAAAGCUUUACAGUCAGUCCUCCUCAAGUCCUAUCGGAGAUGAUUAGUCUAAGUAUCGCACAACGGCUGGAUCCGAAAUGCCGGCUAGCUCCACAAUCCAAGAGAGGUGGGUGGCUGAGCUAAAAUAAACAGAAUGACUGCAUGCGUGCUCCUCUCAGCAGAUGUCGCUGGCUGGCUCUUUGAAGUGCAGAUUUCUGGCUCAUCGGAAUUUGAUUCCCAGUUUUUCCGUUGUCACCUGGGUGUAUGGGAAUUUUUAUGAAAGGUGUACAGAAAUUGAUUAUCCUAAUUGCAAGGGACACGUUUCAUUUUCAGUGUUCCCCCUUGCAUUUUCGACGGUCAAAUAUNUUACCAAAAAGUCCUUCGUAUCUAUUCGAUUCCAAAUACCCAACUCUACUUUCUUCCAGAAUGAAUUCCGCACCAUAGGUGCAUUUACACCCACGAUGUUUGCAGUCAUUCGUGAGGUCAUUCAAGGCUUCAGCAUAUAUAUUCUGUUCUAAAACCAGCUUGUAAGUUUAGCACAGCUGCAGCGUUGUCAUCCUGAAAACAUCCGGAAUCUGUAGUAAUCAAACAUUUGGAACCAUCCUUGGCAACAAUCGUGUACUUACUCCAUUGGGGGUCUUUGCAAAUACAUCUAUAUUUACCAUGAUUUACAUCUCUCGCUAAGUUGGUGGUAUUGAACAUCAUACUAUCUAGGGUGUCACCAUACUUCAACAAGGGAUAAUACGUUGUACAGCGUCACGGAAUGCACGGUGUUGGGGGGGAAUGUACGCUAGAAUAUUUACCCGCAUGAACAUCCCACGGAGCCCCAAGGAGUCUGCA
Ectocarpus sp. CCAP 1310/34 is the source of this 5956-nucleotide messenger RNA. The record is from the annotation of a GenBank genome assembly. NCBI's taxonomy places the organism in Eukaryota, Phaeophyceae, Ectocarpales, Ectocarpaceae.